Staurois parvus is the source of this 275-nucleotide messenger RNA. The record is from the annotation of a GenBank genome assembly. Lineage: Eukaryota; Metazoa; Chordata; Amphibia; Anura; Ranidae.
UUAUAAAAGUUUGUAAAGAAGUGAUUUUUCUCCUUCACUGAUGUGCGCUAAGUGAUGUGCACUGAUGGGCACUGAUAGGUGGCAAUGAUGGGCACUGAUGAGGAGGCACUGGUAGGUGGCAGUGAUGGGCAUUGGCAGGCAUCACUGAUGGGCACUGAAAGGCAGCACUCAUAUAUGGCACUGAUAGGUGGCACUGACUGGCACUGAUUGGCGGCACUGAUUGGCGGCACUGAUUGGCGGCACUGACUGGCACUGAAAGGCAGCUCAGAUGGGCA